CACGUCCCUCACGCCGACGGAUUACGUUGCCGCGGCAUGCUAUCCAUCAAGCUCAUCAAUAACACUGAGUAGCGUCACCCAUCCCCAGCCCUCGGGAAUUGUUGAUCCGACGAUGACGCCUACGUCAGCACCUGCAACAUCAGCACCUACGGGCCCCAACAAUUCUAUAGCUAUGAGUCAACUUGGUACCGUGUAUGCUACGAAACGCCGCAGGAGAAAUGGCAAAAGUUUAAAACCACCUCAAAAGGAUGGAGUUACCAAAUCGAAUCCCAGCAAACGACAUCGAGAAAGGUUAAAUGCCGAAUUAGAUACAUUAGCAUCACUACUACCUUUCGAACAAAAUAUCCUAAGCAAAUUAGAUCGACUCAGUAUUCUCAGACUUAGUGUUAGUUAUCUUCGUACCAAAAGCUACUUCCAAGUUGUGAUGCAUAAGGACAAAGAGGAAAAUUCUCAUCGAGACACUCACUAUCGAGCGAGAGAAAUGGCUGCACUUGCAGCUUAUGAUCAUCAUCAUCUGGAUGGUGAAAUGUUUUUACAGGCACUGAAUGGUUUCCUGUUGAUACUCACUUGCGAUGGAGAAGUCUUUUUUGCAACACACAGCAUAGAGAACUACCUUGGGUUCCAUCAGUCUGAUAUCGUCCAUCAAAGUGUCUAUGAGUUAGUACACAGUGAAGAUCGUGAAGAAUUACAACGACAACUGAUGUGGAACUCAUUUUUACCAACGGAAAAUGCAAACCUUCCUCUUCAUGAUGUUCUCUCGCUUCAGCAUUGUCAUCUUUUAGAACGAAGCUUUACUGUUCGCUUUCGUUGCCUUCUAGACAAUACUUCUGGAUUCCUGAGAUUAGACAUAAGGGGAAGAGUUAAAGUUCUGCAUGGUCAAAAUAGAAAAACUGAAGAACCUCCACUAGCUUUAUUUGCUCUUUGUACGCCAUUUGGACCACCAUCAUUACUAGAAGUACCUCAAAAAGAAGUAAUGUUUAAAAGCAAACAUAAAUUAGACUUUGCCCUGGUGUCAAUGGAUCAAAGAGGAAAAAUGCUACUUGGUUACACUGAUGCUGAACUAGCUAAUCUUGGUGGUUAUGACUUAGUACAUUAUGAUGAUCUAGCGUACGUUGCUAGUGCUCAUCAAGAACUUUUGAAGACAGGUGCUUCAGGAAUGAUAGCUUAUAGGUAUCAAAUGAAAGAUGGUGGUUGGCAGUGGCUUCAAACGAGUUCUCGCUUGGUUUAUAAGAACUCAAAACCCGACUUUGUUAUUAGUACACAUCGACCUCUUAUGGAAGAGGAAGGUCGAGAUUUAUUAGGAAAAAGAACAAUGGACUUUAAAGUAAGUUAUUUGGAUGCUGGUUUGACCAAUAGUUACUUCUCAGACAAUGAGAGUUUAACAGGAUCAUCGAUGACAUCGACGCUACCAUCACAACCAACACCACAACGAGUGAAUCGACGGUACAAAACGCAACUACGUGACUUUUUAUCGACAUGUCGGAAUAAAAGAACUAAGCUCUCUAAUCAGUCUUCAGUGUCUCCACCAACAACGCCUACCGUUGCUUCUGUUGAUUAUUUAACAGCCGAUUCAAGUACUGCUGCAGCAGUAGCUGCAGCUUAUAACAACCUUAAUACAAUGUAUUCAACUCCAUAUGCCCCAGCAGCAGUUGCUACAGCUCCAGAUCCUUCACUGACUACUUACAUUGGACACACGGGAAACUAUCAUCAAACUUUGUAUCCUGCGGCAGCUCUAGACAAUCGUUACUUGACUGCGACGGAAAAUUUAUUCCAAUACCGCCCAUUAGGAUCUUACUAUCCUGAGUACCACACAACGACUGCGUAUAAUGGUUUUAUUGAUGUAUCCUUGCCAACUUAUGAUGCCCAUCAGCUCACUAGUAGCAAAACUGAAGAUCGAUUAUAUUGCCAGCAACUCUCGGAAUCACCUAAAUACAGUUAUGUAGAUACCAGACAUUCAAACAGUGUCAGCGGCUCACCCUACGCAUCAAGCCCUGUCACUGGGACGCCCUUACAUCAAAACACAGACAUCAAUGUUGUUCGAACCGGCAGUAGGCACUCCCUUGAAGGUGCGUCCUCUAGUAACUCUGCUGGUAGUUCACCAGUAACAGCUGCAAAUGGAGUUCGUACUCCCAAGAUGGAAGACGUCAAACCAGAAGUAUACAAUAAUGAAGCACCUAGACAAACGGUUCUCAUGUGGGGACCACCGCCUUCUCGAACUCCACCCAGAAAUAAUGGAAGUUACAGUCCACCCACACCUCAUUCUACGCAUUCGUCGCACAGUAACAACACUACUAAUUCUACAAAUGUUAAUAAUGAUCCCCUUAAAUCACUUGCUGAAAUGAACUCAAUUAAUGGUGAUUGCAAGUGGAAACAAACCUCACCAACAGGCCAAUCUACAGCACCCAGUUCACCGCGAGGAAAGAAUCAUCAACAUCAGCAGCAACAACAGCAACAAUAUCCAGUCACAACAGCCCACUAUGGAGCUUCUGCUGGUUAUUCGCAUUCUCACCAGAGUCACGCUCAUGGAGAGACCGGCGCCGAGGUAUGGCAAGGAGUGCAACAUCACCAUCACUACCAGUACUAUCCCUACCACCAUCACCACCCCGCACCACCAAGGCACACGCCCCACACAUCUCCAUCGCCAGUGGGAACGGAGACAGUAUCGGUAACCGGCACGGGCAUGGACAUGGGCCAGGAACACAACAACAACAGCACCUUAUAUCAUCCCUCGCAUCAUCACACGGCAUCAUCAGUUGCCACAAUAAUGCCAGCUGCAUCACAGAUACCAAACCGGACGCCGGGAGUCCUUUGUUGUCCAUCUCUGAGGUGACCAAUACUCUGCUCAACCAAUAACUCCAUAGUAGGAUCUUCGUAUUAUUCCAAGGAUGAAUACAACGAAAAAAAUCUAUUUGACUCUCUGACGUGCAUUACAUGUGAUUAAUUAUAAGACAUUUAAUAUUAAAUUAAUACUAUGGGACAAUGAUAGUUUGGUUUGUACAAUAUGAACAAAUAUGAAUUGUUAAGCUGAUAUAGUUUUAUAAUAAAUUCCUUUCUAUGCUUGGGCAUAUACAUAGAGAACUCCUGUAAAAAUCUAGCAGGAAGUGACAAAGAAUAAUGUAAAAUUGAUAAUAUUAUUUAGGAUCAAUUAUUUAAAUGUCAAAAAACAAAUGUGGAAUACCUUUUAGAUAAAUAUGUCACAUUUGAUUUAUUCUUUGGAAAAAAGAAAAUGUACAAGAGUUGAUUAGAGCCAAUUUUCAGUGACAUUUAAUUGUCGCAUUGCGGAAUAAUUUUGUGUAUAAUAUACUAUGCUUGUAUAAUUUUCUACAGAAAAAUACGUAUUCUGUGAUAUGUGUUAGAUAAUUAAAACACAAUAAUCGUCAGAGACGUACAUAAUUGUAAUAUUUAUUAGUGUGAAAG
Messenger RNA from Chelonus insularis, 3417 nucleotides. RefSeq names its product spineless (gene ss). Bases 113 to 2830 code for a protein of 905 amino acids. Lineage: Eukaryota; Metazoa; Arthropoda; Insecta; Hymenoptera; Braconidae. The record is from RefSeq and is a predicted model, not a curated record. Gene Ontology annotation, molecular function: protein dimerization activity; nuclear receptor activity; transcription cis-regulatory region binding. Gene Ontology annotation, cellular component: nucleus; aryl hydrocarbon receptor complex. Gene Ontology annotation, biological process: response to xenobiotic stimulus; xenobiotic metabolic process; regulation of transcription by RNA polymerase II. The transcript has 9 exons.